Ostreococcus lucimarinus CCE9901 is the source of this 1059-nucleotide messenger RNA. RefSeq lists its product with no specific name. The transcript has a single exon. The record is from RefSeq and is a predicted model, not a curated record. The coding region runs from base 1 to 1059 and encodes 352 amino acids. NCBI's taxonomy places the organism in Eukaryota, Viridiplantae, Chlorophyta, Mamiellophyceae, Mamiellales, Bathycoccaceae.
AUGUGGAGGAGCGCGGGUGAGGCGAACAAAGGCGGAGAGGCGGCGGUGGAGGAGCCGGGAGACGCGCGCGCGAGCGACGAGGAGACGACGGCGAUCGAAACGACGGCGACGAAGGAUGCGGAUGAGGCGAGCGAGGAUGCCGCGCGAGAGGUCGUGGAGACGUUUGAGAGUUUUACUGCGGAUGAGAAUGACGAUGAGGAACAGGUUGUGGUGGAGUCAGAGUCGACGCGGGCGGAGGAAGUCGCGGAGGACGAGGACGAGGACGAGUGGAGCGCGGCGUUGCGGCCUUCGAAACGCGCGACGGAGGAGGAAGCCACGGAGAUGGAACCGACGACGGCGGAUGAAAGUGAUGCGCACGUGCACGAUGAGGCGAUGCGUGCUAAUGCGGUCGCGCGCGCGUCGGAGAUCGCUGAUAUAUGGGCUGAGGAUUCGAUGGAUGACAUCGUCGUGGUGUCGCCGCCGCCUCAGCCGCGCGACCGGCCGCUGGACGAGCGGAGUGACGCGAGGGCAAAUCGCGACGGAGCCGCGGACGAGCGAGCUAAGGCAAUAAAUGAACUUCACACCGUGCGUCACGUGGUUUCGCCCGCAAAGCCGGUGUCAGCUCUGAAAGACGCGGAUGUCGAGGUGUGCAGACUCGAGUCGGCGUCUCCCGAGCGGCCAAUGAAAUCAGCCAUAAAGACGCCUCCGAUGGUUUCCCCGCGUCAGCCGAAACAAAUAGAAAACGAAGACGAUUUAGUAGCUGCGCUGCUAUCGCCAGGUCGAAUGAACGGUGCGCGUGUGACGUUUGAUGAACGUUUGAUGCGAACGCAACUGCCCACGCGAACCGCAGCAUCGCCAAAGACACCAACGGCGCCGAAGACCGUGGCGCACAAAGUACCGAUCGCGAACGGCGCGCCGAGGACACCAUCGAGCGCACAUCGUGGUGUGUUUGCAAAGAAGCUAUUCGCUGAACAAGUCAAGCCGUUUUCGAUGCCGACGAAGGCAGAGAUCGACGAGGCACGACAACUCGCGAUGAUGUACGAACGCGCGGAAGCAGUGUUCGCCAGUUGGACGUUUUAG